AUGGAUGACAUCCCUUUCUCCCCACUCCCUGCCAUCAGUUCUCUGUUCAUCAUUGGGACUUUGUCUUAUCCUGCUGGUUCCUGUGAUGGCUACACGGCUCUGGAUGAGCCUCGACGUAACUAUCUUUUCACCUCUUUCUCUAUGCCUGGCUUCCCCAUCAAUACCGACAUACAGCGAACAAACAUAUGGGUGCGCUACAUUGGGAUCGGAGGGGACACCGUCAUUUCAGUAUGUGCCCCACUCUAUUACGGCGGGGUAUAUUAUCCCAUGUAUUUGACUUUUACACAUCCUCAGUCUGAGUCAGAGACUCCAACAACGGGCUACGCAUGUGGAAACGUGGGUGGAUGCUGUAAUUACAAUGUAGCUAUUCAAGUGAUCUACUGCUCUUCUGGAGGAUUCUAUGUGUACAAGCAAGUGAACAACCACCCAAUCAAUCACAUGGGUUAUGUGACAUACCAUAGGAACUGUGUAGCAGGCUCCUGUGGUCCCCUUGCAAAGUGCAGUACGACCAAAAAUGGAGGCUGUGAAUGUGUCUCUGGAUACAAGAUACCUCCAACACAUCUACCCACAAACGAAUCCUACGGCUGCCAAGAUAUCAAUGAGUGUGCGAAGACUGCUAAUCUCUGCGGUCCGCAUUCCAACUGUACUAAUUUACCAGGAGCCUACAACUGUAGCUGUCUCGAGGGGUUCGCACCCUCAGACCGAGCCUUAGCACUCAACCCGUCCCGCAACCCCUGCACAGAUGUGAAUGAGUGUGUGGAGAUUGAGAAGGUCUGUGGUGGUUUCGGUGAAUGUACAAACACACAAGGAAAUUACACCUGCACCUGUUACAAGGGAUGCAAGCCUGACGGACCCUUCAACUGUCAAGACAUAGAUGAGUGUGCUGACACCCCUGGUCUAUGUGGUCUCCACUCUGUGUGUACCAAUGCACCGGGGACCUUCCACUGUUCCUGUGUGGAAGGAUACUUCUCCUCCACUGGAGUACUGUGGGAAACUAAUGUCACUGUGUGUGAUAGUGUUGAUGACAUUAUAGCCUCCAUAGUUCCCCCAGAGGGCCAGUCUAAGGAGAUGUACUUCCUCUACCAGAUGAACCAACAGCUGAGGGAGAACCCUGACAUCGUCCUAUCAGAGGGGUCAGUGACAAACAGCCUCUCCACAGCCCUGAAGGUGUCCGGAGUUGGAAGCAUCUCAGCGCAGAAGGCCAGUACAGGCCAGGUGUGGAGUGGGGCUGGAAAGGAUGGCGGGGAGUCUGGCAGUGUGGUCCUGAAGAUCUCAGAGCUCCUGGUGAAUGCCUUAGUGGACCCUUCUCAGGGCGGGGUCAACAAAAGCAUACAGACACCUGAGCUGGAUAUUAGUCUGCAGGUAAUCGAGGCCAACAGUACAGACACCUCCUCCCUCUCAGCCAGGGGAAACACCAUGGACAUCAACCUACAGGCUCUGGCCAGAAACAAUAAUGGUACAGCAUCAGCAGUAUUCCUGACAGUCAGUGGGAUGGAGAGCCUUCUGGGCGCUAGCUUCUUGCAGACAGAAAACCACACAGAGAUGUUGUCUGAUGUCAUCACCGCCACACUGCCCAAGAUCAACCACACCCAGCUCUCUGAGCCUGUCAACUUCACCAUGCACCACAAGAGGAGGUUGGCUGAGCCUGGCCUGAUGACCUGUGUGUACUGGAAGGACAGAGGAGUGGAAUAUGGGAAUGGAACAGAGGGGAAGAUGAGGCAUUGGUCAGUGGACGGCUGUUGGGUCGUGUUCUCCGAUGAGAACUACACAGUGUGCAGCUGUUCUCACCUCUCUACAUUUGCCCUCAUCAUGCAGACUGGGGAGACUGUGUCGGAGGACAAUCCCUUCCUAGAGUGGGUGAACAGAAUGUGUGUGAUUGUGGGCCUGGUCUUCUUUGCUCUGGCCAUCCUCACCUUCCUGCUGUGUAGCUGGAAUCCUAAGAUCAACAACACAGCCCGCCUCCACCUCUGCCUCUGCCUCUUCCUGUCCCAUCUGCUGCUCCUAUUGGAUUACACCUACAUCACUCACAAGCUGGUGUGCUCCAUCAUGGCAGGUCUUCUCCACUUCCUGGUAGUGGCCAGUUUCCUGUGGAUGCUGCUGGAGGCGCUCCAGCUCUACCUGCUGGUCCAGAGACUCUCCAGGAUCCAGGUCAUCCAGAGGGACGGCCUCCAGAAGAAAUACCUCUACCUGAUUGGCUAUGGCAUCCCCCUGGUGAUCGUGGGCGUGUCUGCAGCGGUGAAGCAAGACGGCUAUGGGGGAACUAAAGUAUGCUGGCUGAAGCCAGAACAAUACUUUACCUGGGCUGUGUUAGGGCCAGUGUGUACUGUCCUAGCACUGAACUGGAUAUUGUUCUGUGUUACUAUCUGGAGUUUGAGACCUACCUUGGCCAACAUGAAGAGUGAUGUCUCACAGUCCAAAGACACCAGACUGAUCAUCUUUAAGAUCCUGGCACAGUUUGUGAUCCUGGGUUGUACCUGGGUGCUGGGCUUUUUCCAGUCCACCAUGGUCUUCAAGUACCUCUUCAUCGUGCUCAACUCCCAGCAGGGCACCUUCCUCUACAUCGUUCACUGUCUCUUCAACAAGGAGGUACGUGAUGAGUACAGGAAGUGGCUGGGCUGUUCUUCCAGCUCCUCUACUCCAGACUCUAUGAAAGGAGCACCUUCAGUCUCUGAAGACCUGGACAAGGCUGGCAAAUAGAGACAAAACAAAGGAACACAGCCAGGAUGAGAGCAACAUGAUAAGUUACCAUCAGACCUUCAAAGCAUUUCAGCACCGUGGGCCUCCACGGUAUAUCUUUCAAUGUACACUGUACACAUUAAGUAUGAGAGCGAGAGAGAGAGGUGGGUUUUUAUGGAUGCUAAUGACUCAGAUGACACAGCCUGACCUUUUGUAAUGACUAAUAUUUCCUUUAUCUAUUUAAAACAAUGUUUUAUUAUCCUGCAAAUGUAUUUAUAGAAUGUCAUAUUUAUCAAUUAUGUA
Coregonus clupeaformis (lake whitefish) is the source of this 2979-nucleotide messenger RNA. RefSeq names its product adhesion G protein-coupled receptor E2-like. The transcript is spliced from 21 exons. Gene Ontology annotation, cellular component: membrane. Gene Ontology annotation, biological process: adenylate cyclase-activating G protein-coupled receptor signaling pathway; cell surface receptor signaling pathway. The record is from RefSeq and is a predicted model, not a curated record. Lineage: Eukaryota; Metazoa; Chordata; Actinopteri; Salmoniformes; Salmonidae. Bases 1 to 2697 code for a protein of 898 amino acids. Gene Ontology annotation, molecular function: G protein-coupled receptor activity; calcium ion binding.